AAUGCUAAAGGCUUACAGGCGGGCAUCGACAGUGCCACCAUUGAGCAGAAGUUUGUGGACUAUAGAGGGACAAAUGGGGAGUCGGUCAUCAACUUUACCGCUGGGACUCAACGAUACACACUGGACUUCACUGCAAUGGAGCAGACUAAUGUCCGAUACGGUACACGCAGAGAAGUCCGGCGAAGACCCAAAUUUGUAGCCAUGGACGAACGCAAGAUACUGGCAAAGGAGCUUUCUAAAGCACAAACAGGCGGUGUUGUCGUGCCAACGACCUGGGAUAAUCGAGGCACACAGACAGAAAUGAAACUGGUCAGGCUGACGGACUACACCAGCCCUGAAUACACUGUCAUCGCCAACUUGUUCUGGGACACCAUGGAUAACAAGGGAACCAUCGUCUCUGUCGAGAGAAUACAAAACCUAGAGCUGUGGGAAGACUUCUACAAAUGUAGUUCAUUCACAGAAAAAAAUGGCGGCAAAGCUGUCCGUACUGAGCAGCUGUUUCACGGAACGACAUCUAAAUACGCCAGCGCCAUCUGCAGUCAGAAUUUUGACUGGCGACUCAGCGGAAGUAACGUUGGUACUCGGUAUGGCAAAGGCAGCUACUUUGCCCGUGAUGCUGUAUUCUCCCAUAGCUUUACCAAGUCCGACGAUCUCAACCACCGCUAUAUGUUCGUCGCAAAAGUUCUGGUGGGCACCUAUACAACCGCAUCAGAAUAUACGAGGCCGCCACCCAAAGACCCGCAGAAGCCACUAGAAGACCUGUAUGAUUCCUGCGUGAACGACACGGCAGAUCCCGAGAUAUAUGUCAUCUUUGAAAAAAACCAGGUGUACCCCGAAUAUCUGAUCAAGUACAGCGAGGUCUCCAGGUACCAGCCUGCAACCAAAGCAGAGUUCCUCCAACCACAGCCCAAGGACCAUUUGGGAACCCAUAUACCAACCUCUAGUUCCAGAACCCAAAGCCAAUAUGCCACAUCUAGUUCUAGAACCCAAAGGCCAUAUGCAACCUCUAGUGCCACAAUUACCCACAACCCAUAUGCCACAUCUAGUGCCACAACCAAAACCCAUAUGCCACAUCUAGUGCCACAGCCCAAAACCCAUAUGCCACGUCUAGUUCUAGAACCCAAAACCCAUAUGCCACAUCUAGUUUUAGAACCCAAAGCCAAUACACAUCCUCCAGUUCCGGGACCCAAAGCCCAACCACUACCCCUUCAACUUCCGCCAACUCACAGAGCGGAUACACCCGUGCAUCUUCUAAUCAGUCACAACCAAACAACAAAGCAAGUGUACCAUACAGUAACACAAAUGCAAGUACCCUUAAGUGGAGACCAAUGA
This is a messenger RNA of Strongylocentrotus purpuratus (purple sea urchin), 1332 nucleotides long. RefSeq names its product protein mono-ADP-ribosyltransferase PARP11-like. Gene Ontology annotation, molecular function: NAD+ poly-ADP-ribosyltransferase activity. The record is from RefSeq and is a predicted model, not a curated record. Lineage: Eukaryota; Metazoa; Echinodermata; Echinoidea; Camarodonta; Strongylocentrotidae.